Fukomys damarensis (Damara mole-rat) is the source of this 2407-nucleotide messenger RNA. It is a transcript of the gene Slc5a12, whose product is annotated as solute carrier family 5 member 12. The record is from RefSeq and is a predicted model, not a curated record. Gene Ontology annotation, biological process: transmembrane transport; sodium ion transport. Gene Ontology annotation, cellular component: membrane. NCBI's taxonomy places the organism in Eukaryota, Metazoa, Chordata, Mammalia, Rodentia, Bathyergidae. Gene Ontology annotation, molecular function: symporter activity; lactate transmembrane transporter activity. The transcript has 15 exons. Bases 318 to 2177 code for a protein of 619 amino acids.
CCCCCAGGAGUUAUUAACUUUAGAGCACAUCUGAUUUCCUCCUCUUCGGUAGACGCUUAGGGAGAGGAGCAGGAGGUUCUUGGCUGGGAUUGCACCGCAAGACCUCAUCUCUCCGUACCAACUCCCCCAGGAGCCGUCUUCCACCCUGUAUCUUGAAGGUCUUCCUCCAGCGUAACCUGGAGUUUGAUAUCCACGUGGUUGUCCUCAGCCUCUUAAGGGAACCACAGCCUCCCUGUCAGAAGCCCUCUGUUUCCAGCUUUGCUUUGGGAUACACCCGCAGGGACCUGUCUGGAUCCUUCUCCUAGUUUCCCCUCAGCAUGCAGGUGAAGAGCUUUGCAGCAUGGGACUAUGUUGUCUUUGCAUCCCUCUUUGUUAUUUCCUCGGGGAUCGGGGUGUUCUUUGCCAUUAAGGAGAGGAAAAAGGGAACAUCUAAGGAGUUCCUGGUAGGCGGCAGGCAGAUGUCCUGCGGCCCUGUGGCCUUGUCCCUGACAGCUAGCUUCAUGUCGGCGGUCACGGUCCUGGGGACCCCUUCCGAGGUCUACCGCUUUGGUGCCUCCUUCAUCCUCUUCUUCAUCGCCUACACAUGUGUUAUCAUCUGCACAUCGGAGCUCUUCCUCCCUGUGUUCUACAGAUCUGGCAUCACCAGCACCUAUGAGUACCUACAGCUGCGCUUCAACAGACCAGUUCGCUACGCAGCGACUUUCAUCUACAUCGUGCAGACGAUCCUCUACACGGGAGUGGUGGUGUAUGCGCCGGCCCUGGCACUCAAUCAAGUGACCGGGUUUGACCUGUGGGGCUCUGUGUUUGCCACGGGGAUUGUCUGCACGUUCUACUGCACCCUGGGAGGAUUAAAAGCAGUGGUGUGGACAGACGCCUUCCAGAUGGUGGUCAUGAUUGUGGGCUUCUUAACGGUUCUCAUUCAAGGAUCCAUUAAAGUUGGUGGGUUCCACAACGUAUUAGAGCAAGCAGCAAAUGGGUCCCGACUACAUAUAGUUGAUUUUGACGUAGAUCCUCUCCGGAGGCACACUUUUUGGACCAUCUCAGUUGGAGGAACUUUUACAUGGCUCGGCAUUUAUGGAGUAAAUCAGUCCACCAUCCAGAGAUGCAUCUCUUGCAAAACAGAGAAGCAUGCUAAGCUCGCCUUGUACUUUAACUUGCUGGGUCUCUGGAUCAUUCUGCUGUGCGCGGUCUUCUCCGGGUUAAUCAUGUACUCCUAUUUCAAAGACUGCGACCCUUGGACUUCUGGCACCAUCUCCGCACCGGACCAGCUGAUGCCGUAUUUUGUCAUGGAGAUAUUUGACACCAUGCCAGGGCUUCCAGGACUUUUUGUGGCCUGUGCUUUCAGUGGAACUCUGAGCACCGUGGCUGCCAGCAUCAAUGCCUUAGCGACCGUGACCUUUGAGGAUUUUGUCAAGAGCUGCUUUCCGCGUCUCUCAGACAGGACGAGCACCUGGACCAGUAAAGGCUUAUGUCUCCUGUUCGGCGUCCUGUGCACAUCCAUGGCCGUGGCGGCCUCCCUCCUGGGGGGCGUCGUGCAGGCUUCACUCAGCAUCCACGGCAUGUGUGGGGGACCCAUGCUGGGCUUGUUCUCCCUGGGACUCCUGUUCCCGUUCGUGAACUGGAAGGGUGCACUGGGCGGCCUCCUCACUGGAAUCACCUUGUCCUUCUGGGUGGCCAUAGGGGCCUUGGUUUACCCUGCACCAGACUCCAAGACUCGGCCUCUGCCUUUAUCUACGGAGCAGUGUGUCCCCACAAAUGCGACCACAGUGGCACCUCUGGUGCCAGCCAGCAGGCCCCAGCUCGCCGACACCUGGUACUCGCUGUCCUACCUGUACUACAGCGCAGUGGGCUGCAUUGGGUGCAUUCUGGCAGGACUGCUCAUCAGCCUUGUGACAGGUCUCCAGGAAGGCAAAGAUAUCAACCCACUCUUAAUUAGACCAGUGUGCAAUUUAUUUUGCUUUUGGUCUGAGAAAUAUAAAUCUCUGUGCUGGUGUGGAGUGCAGCAUGACCGCUGGCCCGAGCAGGGUAGCCUUGAGAAUUGCAGUACCUGGAAACAUGUGGCAGCACCUGUGCUCCAGAAUGGGCUCAGGGGAGAAAGCCUGGCCCACGCCCCAAGGCGCAGUACCAAGGAUAAAAGCUACGACAAUACAGCACGGGAGAAGAUGACCCAUUUCUAGGACAAUGCAUGCAUGUGCAUGUGUGUGUGUGUGUGUGUGUGCACUCACGCACAUGACACACAUACUCCUUGCCUAUCAUUAGUGGACUUAUGUGGUGGUCAUAGUGAGGGAGCGAGAUUGUUCAGUAACUAUUUAUGUACUUUUUAUACAAAAGAACAUCUCUUUCUUGGGAUAGUCCUUGGAAAACCCCACAUUCCAGGUGAGAAAAACCAGCCAAGCCUUAAGGAUAA